AUGUCUAACAUGGUUACGCAAACAGUAUUUCAUCAACAUGCUUUGCCCAACACCGUUUAUCAUGCGUUAUACGGCUAUUACUUCCUGGGAAUAUCCAGAACGAAACUUGCACAAAUAUACGGAGAAUCGAAAUCAACUAUAGGUAAUUAAGACUGAUUUUGACCCUGGAACUCUUCAAUCGAGAACCCAUACUGUUUUGAAUGAAGCGAAACAUAGAUUCUACCAAAAGUUUUUCGUUUCCAUCAGUGCAUCAUUCUUCAUGAAGCAGGCAUGACGUGGAAAUGUAUUGAGCGAAGAGCCAUACAAAUUUGGGAGGAUGAAAUUACGAGGUUCGUUCGAGAGUUAUUAUCCAUUCCUUGGGAUCUCAGUAAUCUCGUUUUCUUGGACGAAGUAAGCUUCGACAAUCGCGAAAUGCUGCGCAAAAAGGGAUAUGGUGUGGUAGGGAAAAAAGUUAUUUUUCGCGGCGACUUCUGCAGAAAACCACGAGUAUCGUUCCUGUGUUUUCUCGGCGUUGGUGGAAUGAAUGACAGUUUCUGGACCGAUGGAACUUUCAACAGAUUAAAGUUUUAUUGUUGCCGAAAGUUUGCCCUGAUGAAUAAAGAGGUACAUGAAUAUCCAGGUUUACACUCUAUCUGGAUUAUGGACGGUGCAAGGAUCCAUUGUGAUGCAAAUAUGAUACGCUACCUUCGAUCAAUUGGCAUAAUUCCGAUAUUUUUACCACCGUACUGUCCAUUUUUUAAUCCAAUCGAGAUUGCAUUUGGACUCAUAAGGCGAUUAUUGAGAAAAGAGCAUCUUGAAGGUUCUCCGAUUCUCUCUGAUAUUUGUGAUGUAGUUACCCGUUUCAGAAUAUUCCCAGCGACAAAAAUUUUUGAGCACUGUGGUUACCUUCCGGGUGGUACAUUUCUGCCAAAGAAUGGAUUGCGUCAUGAAAUAAUUAGACAAUUUUUCUAUAUUCAAACUUAUUCAGCCAUAAUGGCGAACGCUAGUUAG
Molecule: messenger RNA, 990 nt
Organism: Wyeomyia smithii (pitcher-plant mosquito)
Lineage: Eukaryota; Metazoa; Arthropoda; Insecta; Diptera; Culicidae
Molecular function (GO): nucleic acid binding
Source: RefSeq, a predicted model, not a curated record